CCGGCCGCAGUGCCUGAUGGGAGCAGAGCGGCGAACGAGGGCGUCGGCCAUUUUGUGUCUGUUUCCUGUGAGACGCGGUGGUGGCCGUUGGGUCGGAAGCGUGAGCGAUUUUUGCCUCUUUUCCUGCUAGUUUCUCCCCCCCUUUUUACUUUGUCGGUAGAGCGCAGUUAUGGGUCGCAAGAAGAAGAAGCAGCUGAAGCCGUGGUGCUGGUAUUGUAAUAGAGAUUUUGAUGAUGAGAAGAUUCUUAUACAACACCAAAAAGCAAAACAUUUUAAAUGCCAUAUAUGUCAUAAGAAGUUGUACACAGGACCUGGCUUAGCUAUUCAUUGCAUGCAGGUGCAUAAAGAGACAAUAGAUGCUGUACCAAAUGCAAUACCUGGGAGAACAGACAUAGAAUUGGAAAUAUAUGGUAUGGAAGGAAUUCCGGAAAAAGACAUGGAUGAAAGAAGACGACUUCUUGAACAGAAAACACAAGCAGAGAGUCAAAAAAAGAAGCAACAAGAUGAUUCUGAUGAAUAUGAUGAUGAUGACUCUGCAGCUUCAACUUCAUUUCAGCCACAGCCUGUUCAACCUCAACAAGGUUAUAUCCCCCCAAUGGCACAGCCAGGCCUGCCACCAGUUCCGGGAGCACCAGGAAUGCCUCCAGGCAUACCUCCAUUAAUGCCAGGUGUUCCUCCUCUGAUGCCAGGAAUGCCACCAGUUAUGCCAGGCAUGCCACCUGGAUUGCAUCAUCAGAGAAAAUACACCCAGUCAUUUUGCGGUGAAAACAUAAUGAUGCCAAUGGGUGGAAUGAUGCCACCUGGACCAGGAAUACCACCUCUGAUGCCUGGUAUGCCACCAGGUAUUCCCCCUCCUGUUCCCCGUCCUGGAAUUCCUCCAAUGACUCAAGCGCAGGCUGUUUCAGCACCAGGCAUUCUUAAUAGACCACCUGCACCAACAGCAACAGUUCCUGCUCCACAGCCUCCAGUUACUAAGCCUCUUUUCCCCAGUGCUGGACAGAUGGGGACACCUGUAACAAGCUCAAGUACAGCUUCAUCCAAUUCAGAAAGUCUGUCUGCAUCUUCUAAAGCUCUGUUUCCUAGCACAGCACAAGCUCAGGCAGCUGUCCAAGGACCUGUUGGUACAGAUUUCAAGCCCUUAAAUAGUACCCCUGCAACAACUACAGAACCCCCAAAGCCUACAUUCCCUGCUUAUACACAGUCUACAGCUUCAACCACUAGUACAACAAAUAGCACUGCAGCUAAACCAGCGGCUUCAAUAACAAGUAAGCCUGCUACACUUACGACAACCAGUGCAACCAGUAAGUUGAUCCACCCAGAUGAGGAUAUAUCACUGGAAGAGAGAAGGGCACAGUUACCUAAAUAUCAACGUAAUCUUCCUCGACCAGGCCAGGCUCCCAUUGGUAAUCCACCAGUUGGACCUAUUGGAGGUAUGAUGCCACCACAGCCAGGCAUCCCACAGCAACAAGGAAUGAGACCCCCAAUGCCGCCUCAUGGUCAGUAUGGUGGUCAUCAUCAAGGCAUGCCAGGUUACCUUCCUGGUGCUAUGCCACCGUAUGGGCAGGGACCGCCAAUGGUGCCCCCUUAUCAAGGUGGGCCUCCUCGACCUCCGAUGGGAAUGAGACCUCCUGUAAUGUCGCAAGGUGGCCGUUACUGAUCUUACUUCAUCCAAUCUAAUAGGUUUGGAGAUUAAACCUUUUCUCAACUUGUGCUGUUUAUAUAGCCAAGCUUCCGUCAAUAAGGCUUCAUUGUGACUUUAACAAACAUUAUCUUCCCACAUACCAGGAACUAUUGGACAUUUAUUUUACAUGGGAAAAAUUAUUUGGAAUAAUAAAGCAGGAACUUUUCCUGAAGUUGCAAUUUAUACUGUAUGGCUUCUUUUUCAUGUUUCAUCUAGGUUUUUAGAAGUGAAGUAUAGUAAAUUUGGUUCGUUAUAUUGUGAAGGCGCUGGAAUUACAUGAACAUACCACCUUAAUAAAGGCAAGUUCUGUAAGCUUACAUUGCUAUUUGUAAAGUUAUGCCUUCACAGCAUUUCAGAUGCUGUUGGACUUCAUGUCCCCAACCUAGCUUGGUGAGGGCUGUAACUGUUUCCGAGACCUGUACAUUGGAAGUCUGAAUGUAUAACAAUAUUUAAUGUAUUUAGAGUUCCUCAUGUUGCAGGGUUUAAGAAAUCUGACCCACCAAGGUCAUGUGACUUUUCUGUACUGUUAAACUUCAUUGUAAUAAAAUGAGAGAAAAACUUAUGCCUUUUUAUUCAUAACCCAGUGGACCACUGCCUGAAAGGUUUGUACAGAUGCAUGCCACAGUAGAUGUCCACAUAAUAAAAUUCAUAGUUACCAAUACAGUUUUGAUAUAUCAUUGGAUUCUUUGAAUUGUAGGUUGUUCCUUAGCUGCAUGUUUUAAACUGGACAAUAUAUAUAGAAUUGUAUGUUAGUGCUUAAGUUGACAGAAAAACUUAGAUACAUACGAGUCAUUACAUAGUGGGUAUGAAAUCUUUAUAUUGUGUCACCUUUCCACACCCUUGGUGUCACUACAUGUUAGAUGUCCUAAAUAUUUAAAAUGUAAACCUUAGUAUGCCCUCUCCUACUGAUGAAGUUUAGAGCCUAGUGCCAGACCCACUCAUUUCCUUCUGAUUAUUUUUGAGACUGCAGUACUGCGUGGACCUCAGAAGCUUUUCAGGUGCAGACUUCUAGAAGCUUAGGUGCAUGCAGUAAUAGCUUUUUGCUGUUAAUGGAUUGGAAUCUUUUCUAAGUGAAAUUUCACCAAAAUAAUCUAAAUGUGCCUCUGUUAGGACAGUUAACAGAUGGAUUCAAAAUUUAUUAUGUUCCUGAAAAAUUACAUUAUUUCUUUGAGUAAGGUGGCUACCUUCUGUUAUUAUAAAGCCUAAAUGGCUUUCCUGUUAACCUUUUCAUUCUUGGAAAUUUGAAUGUUACUGUGUCCUGUGAAGUAGUUUUCUGUAGAGGUGACACUGCUAUUAGUAUCUUGUGUUGCAAGUCUCCUACAAUAAUAGCUCUUGUUGGCCUUUUUUGGUACCAUUUUUUUCGAUCUUUGUUUUUUGCAAGGUACUUUUAUGAUUAUUUAAGUAUCAGAUGACUGUACAAAGCAUAAUUAUUAAUAUAAUGAACUCAAGUUGAGUUUUUCUCAACAUAAAGUUAAGACCUGUAAGAAAAUGGUGAUAAUUUUUUAUAACCUGUAUGUGAAGGUGUAGAGAUGACAUGAAGUCUGAGUUUUUGUCUUUGAAAACUUUUAAUCAUAAAAGAGUCUGUAUUUAGGUGACAAGUAAAAGUUAUUCAUUUAAACAAAACAUACAAAUAUUUACAAAGCUGCUGUUUUAAAUCGGAUAUUUUGCUCCAGUGAAAUGUUUUAUAGCUCUUUAAUUGUACCAUCGAGGUUCAAAAAACUCUAUAGUUUGAAAAGGCAACAUCUGUGUAUCACCAAGAAUGCGUUUCCUUCUGCCAGUGGCUAAGCCCCGUACUGCUACCCUUUCCCUCACCAAACACCUGCCUACUAAGUAGUUUCGGAAUUAACAUACAUUUAGAUUUGGCAGCACAUUUAACAGACUGCCAAAGAAGAGCCUGUGUUGAAAAUCUCUAAGGUAAAAAUGGCAUGAUUAAAUUAAGAACGAUUAAAUAGGAAAUGUUUUCCCAAACCAAAUGUUUUUCAGGCAUUUCAUGUACAGGCUUAUCAACAAAAUACAAAUGGGUUAGUAAUGUUCCAAAACUUAUGCAAAGCUUAUUUCCAUUUAAUGCAAAGAUAACUGAUAUUUUAUAUCAAGGUUUUCUGAAGUCUGAAGGGAGAAAAUACUACUUUUAAAUAAGUUGUAGAAUUUUAAUUUUAAUUAAAAAGUUAAUCCAAAGUGUUAAUGCAUGACUCUUAAGCACACAGUCUCCUGUUGUGUUAGGUAUAUGGCUCAGGUGGUGACCAUUUGGUAUAUUUAAUGUUGUUUGUGCAUGCAUCAGCAUAAUUAAGCUUCUAGAAAAUACCUUUUACCUAACUGCUUCUGGGGUCCAUAGUGUGGUUAAAUCAUGAGAGGAACAAAUCAGUUGAAAUAAUUAACUCUUACUUUGACUUACGCUUCCUUAAAAUAAUAGAUGGAGUUGAAUUGAAGUAAACUUCUGUUUGCCCUCACAGAAGACAUCCUUUAGGACUUGCUCUAUUCAGGCAGGCAUUGUGAUUGCCAUAAUUUAGGAAGUUGUAAGAUUAAUGGGACUGCCAACUUUGGCUCUCCCGUAGUCCACUCCUAUGUUACCUUUAAAAAAAAAAAAAAGUGACAACGUUUUGUCUGGCACUAGUUUCUAUCGUGUAUAGAUUUUACCUGCUGUAUGACAAGACCAGCAGGUGAGGAUCAACUUUUGAGUGGCUGCUGGAAUUAUUUAAUUUGAAUGCUUAUAUUUUAGUAAUAAUCGCACACAUUUACCAUUAGGAAUGGGGAAAAUACUCCUAGUGUACUCCUCUUCCACUGAUCAAGUUACAUAUUCAGCUUAAUUGAACUUAGUUAUUUGGGGGGAGAUCCCCAACAAAAAUAAGUAUGGGUUCAGAGUGGAAUUACAGCAGACAAUAGUUUUUUUUUUUUUUUAAGCUGCUCUUUUUUCCUUUGCUUGCUUGAUCAUUGGGAUUUUUUUUUUAAUGCAUGUCUUUUAAAUUAAUUGGGUAAUGUUUUUCUAAAAUUAAAAUUUUCUUCUUCCUAUAGCCCUGCCAUAGGACAGGCUGAGGCUGAGUCUCAGUGUUGCCCUGUUCAGUCUGAGGCAAGUGGGAUUUAUUUUAUUCCUUAUAGGGGCUUUCACAGCUUUAUGGCUGUUGGAUAUUUAUGUCCCCAAACUUGCAGCAAGUUUGGUGAAGGCCCCUAAAUUUAAUUAAACUUAGGAUUUUUAUACUCUUUUGGGCAGAGAAGGCUCUAUAUUAAUAUUCACGUUUGACUGUGGUGUUAAUAAAAAGUAUUUGAUAUAUGUAAUUUUAUGUAAUUCACUUUGUGUUAACAGCCUCAGUAAAGCUGGUAUUGCUAUAUUGAUCUUUAUUAGUAAAUUGACAAAAUUUGAUGUUCUUGAUUUGGAGGCAUGAAAUGUUUUGUCAAAUUUUCCACUUUCACUUUUAGGAAAAAGUUACUGGUCAUUUUCUCCUCAAACUAUUAAAUUUAACUUCAUGGAUAAGUUUGAUCAUUCGAAAUGCCACAGGAUACUGAAAUCUGCAUUCUUAAUCCCAAAGUUAUGCAUUGAACAUUAAGGUUGAAGGGUCAUGUGGAAAUGCUUGUGAUUUUUUUUUACAAUUUUCAAACUUCACCACAUUAGAGCAAAUGUUAAUGUAGAGCCCUUGUGAAGAGUGGGAAGGUGGUGUGUGUGUGGUAUGUAUGCAUAUACACUACACAUUUGAUAAAAGGAUAAUAAAAGAGUUUGGGUAUAACAGACCUGUCAGUAUGGAUAGAUUACUAAUUUUCAGGUAGCCAAACUGAAAUUGAAUCGUGGUAAACUUAGUACAUUGAAUUGUUGUGGUUUUGGAACAUUUUUGAGGUUCUUUUUCAGCCUUAACAUUGUUUUAUGCAAUAUGCACACAUGAAAAGUAUCCACAUUUGAUUCCAACUAAAAUUUGCUUUUACUUGGUGAGAAACAUGUUUAUGUGUGUAUGUUGUGAGGAGUAAAGAAGGAAAUGGAAGAGAGGCCAAAACUUGUAUUACUUUUGUUCCUUCCUGUGUUUAAGCGACACAUCUGUUCUAUCCAGAUUGCGUUUUCUUUUGAACAGUAACAACAUACAGUACAGUGUUUAGCUAACCCAGAAUAAUGUUUUUAUUGGUUUUAAUUCUUGGAAGCAUAAAGAAAAAAUAUACAUUAAAUGAAUUCCAAAUUUUAACCUGUGCAAUUAAAACAUAGGAUUUUCUCUGUAACUGAAUCAUGGAAAAAAGAUUUUAGCGUUUGAAAAAAAUUUUGUCACAACAAAAGAAUACAUUUAUAACGUGUUCGGUAAUUACACCUCUUUAAGUCUCCUUAAUUGGAGCUGUUUUCUGUUACAUCCACCAUCCCCCAGUUUAGGGAAGUAUUCAAGAGUGAGGCUGCUUAUCUUAAUUCUAAUAGUGAUAGUUGAAAUAAUUUAAAUAGGCUCUUACAUACUUGACUACUGGGUGUUGGAGGGAUUUUCUAAAGGUGGUGUAAUUUGUUGAAGUUAAUUUUCUUGAUAUCUCUGAAGUAGUAUGAUUUUGAGAAUUACAUAACUUUCAGGUAUCUAUUCCUUCCACUGGUAAUGCUUGGUAAAUGAAAUGUUAAACUAGUUACUUUACAGAGAUAAAAUUUUGUUUUGAGUAAACUGAUGCUUGUAUUGGCUAGAGAUAAGUAGUAUUUAAAAUAUAAAAAUUUUGUGUUAAUCAGGUAUGUCUUUUUAAAGAGGCAGUGUUUAUCUGCCUGAUAUUAAGUAAACUUUGUAUGUUAUUCGAAAACAAAGUUUUCUCGUACUGUAACUUUUAUGGAAAACUCUUCUAAAAGGAGGGAUUCAUUUAUAAGACUAUUGACUUUAAGGCAGUUUCGUAAGUAAACAUUCCCCCUAGUUACACUUCUGCUUGCUGUCUCAUGACUUGAAUAUUAGUGAAGGUUACUUUUUUUUUUAACCCUUCCUCAAUAUUUUGUUUCUGUCAUCUGAAUCAUUUUAAUAAACGACUUUUUGUUUUUCUAGCAUAGAAAUCCUCUAACUUCUGUGUGAUAUUUCUUGGCAAAAUGAGAAGCAGUUACUUUAAUGAUGUUGUACAUAGUGUUGUGCACAUAGUGAUUAUUCAUAAUUUUGUGAUUAAUGUUAAAUUUUCAGAACAAUACUUUUAAUAUCUUGCUGUUAGGCAUUCCCUAUUAUGGGAUCUAAAUCAGACUAACUCGUAGGAAAUGCGGGACUUGAGUUUGAGCUCCCUAAUGCUUGAAAUAUCUCCAACUUUUCCCCAGUGUCUUCAUGUUCUUACUUGGUAUUUUUGUUGAAAAAUAAAGUUUGAAAGUAGCAUUUUAAAGAAAUAUGAAUAAAGCUCAGAGAAUUGCUUUUUAUAAGAAUUGUUUUUUCUGCUCUGAGCUCUAUACAUUCUUACAUAAUAAUUUGGCCAUAAAGGGCAGAGCCUUUCAUUUUCUUCCUAACUCUGGAAAAAUAACAGCUUGAAACUAUAUUGAUUUGAAUUUUUAAACCUUGUCUCUUUAAAAUUGUUCAGCUCAGCUCAUGUAUUCUCAGGGGAAAUAUCUUUAUUUUACUAAUAAGCAGGAUAUAGAAGUCUAUUAAGGCAGGAAUUGAAGACCUAAAGGAGCUCUUCACUGAAGCUAAUUUGAACUAUUACUAUUUGAAGCAAAUUGAAUCCUGUAUUAUAAGUCAAGACUGUUCAUGGUUAGGUUUUUUAGGAGGCAUAUAAUCAGCUAUAUUAGAAUAUGUUUGUAUAUAUGUCUUAAUCUUGAUCAAAUUAACUACAGAGAAGAUACAUGUGAGUAAAUUAUUUUAAUGAUUGAUAACUUGGACCCCAUCCAUUCUAAAUGCUGUGUAAGGUUGUGUUACGGCACAGCUUCAGGAAUGUGUGCUGUGUGUUUGGUCAGGGGUUUGUGUAAUGCUGUGUAGAGAGGGGGAAGGCCUUUUUUGGAAUUCUCCUGGCCCUUUGGCAUUCUUACCGUGUCUGGGUUUUUGUGGGGUUUUUUGUUGUUGAUUUUUUUUUAAACCAUUAUUGAUAAAGAAUCUGUAUGCCUUCACCUUUGGUUAAAUUUGAGGAGCUGGCAGUGAAAUUAUUGAUGCCCAACUUGGAUAAAAAUGAAGAAUGACGUUUCCCCAGUUUACUACACACAGACCAAUAUUAUUUGAGAGAGAGGUCAUUAUAUAAUGUUGUUAGGCUUAGGAACCUUAAAUGUAGUGAAAGGUAACAACAUUCCUGCUUCUGGUUUGCAUUUGUGAUAAGGUUUCACCAAAUCAUUUAUUAUAAUGUAGCUUACUUUUAACAUUUUUGUUCAUAAAUAUUUGGGCAAUCAGAUGAAAAUAAAAUUUGCAGCAUCAUUUCCUUUCUCUACUAAUAAAGCUGCUUAACCACCCAAGUGAGCCAAGGGAAGUUCUUGAAGUUUCUGUAGGUUUGAGUUAGAAUAGUAUGGGGCAUAUAUUUAUUGAGUAAAGCCUCUGUUUUUGUUACUGGUUUAUUAGUGUAUUUCCAGGAGAAACAUUUACUUUUCAGUCCAUGUUUUAACUCUGAUAAAAUCAAGUGUUUUGAAAAUUGAAUUUUAAACUAUUAAAAUUUGCUUUCCUCUGGAGUAUGUCUGCACACAUUAGAAAUUACCUUUUCCCCCCAGAUACAUGCUCCUCCCCUUUUUUAGAGGAACCAAAAUUGCCACAUAAUAUACAUGUUGGAAUACAUAGUUUAUUAAAAGUAGGUGUGUCCAAGAGAUAGUGUUUUUAAGUCUCACAAGGUCACUUUAAAUUUAAGAGCUAAUGCAAGUUAACUUUUGUAAGACUUAGGGAAAAAGUUUAAAAUGUAUUAAUGUCAGGUUCUGAGGAAAUUUAAUGCACAUUGACUUUUUAAACUAUGGAUUGAACUCCUCAGUUUAAUACAAUUUGUGUUUUUGUUAACUAGCAGCAGAAUUUCAGCAUUUGCUACUUACUGGUAGAGAAGAAAAAUCCCACAGCCCUGCCAGUACAGGUUAGUUUAAUCUGUAAGUACCUGAUGUUCCUAUUUUUUUCAAACAUAUCCAUAUAACCCACACAAGGAAGAAAGCUGUGCAGUUACUUAAAUGUGAGUAUAACUAAUAAUAGAUCCAUUGGACACUUUUUAAACACUCAGUACUUGGGCCAAAGUAGCUAGGUUUGCUAACCUCCGUUGUGAGAAAGGUGUAAUACUGCUCCUUUAUUAUCUGGUCGUGGUUGACCGUAAAUAGAUAUGUUGUACAUAAAAGGAAAAGACAGUGAAAGUUUCGAUUGGCUAUAUGCACGUGUUGGUAUCUGAAAACAGAGUGCAGGGCUUUGGGUCCAGCUCUUUUACUUAAGCCUCUCCCAUGGUGGUACUCAUAUUUUACCUUUGAGCUUUUUACAGUAUGAAUCAACCCAAGAAAGUCAAGUUUCCUCACCUCUAGCAGUGAUAAAUGGUGUGCAGUCAGAAGCUAGAAAGUGUUUUCAUACUGCUUUUUUGUUAAAUGUUUUUAGUAACUCUUGCUGUAAAUAGUACUAAUUUUGUUAACCUUUUUUGUAAACUAUAACCUGUUUUGUUGGUGCACCACCACUGUGGGCUCGUUUUACCUUGAAUUAAGAAUAACAAAACUGACUUUUUAAUACUCAAAUGAAAACUGACCACCCACCAAGAAACCUAGACAGAUUCCUUGUGUAUUCCUUUUGAGGGGCAGUGAGGGUAUAAUGGCUUGUAAAAGAUCUGUUAAGGGUUUUAUUACUGUCAUUGGUUCUACCAGAAUUCAUUGUUUUCUUCAACCAUCUUUGAGACCUUUCCUUUAACCUUUAAAUAUUAUGCUCUUAUUUUGAUAAACAUUUUAAAUACCAAGGAAAAAAGAAUAAAGCUUACAAUUUGGUUUGUACAAGCCUGAACCAUCCUUCCAUUCUGUAGCACUGAGGAGGAUGCAUGGCUACCUCCUCUACGCCCUAAGUGUAAUGAUGUCUAAUUUGAGACAGUCCAUAAAACUAGCUGAUCUUGUAUUCUGUUAAAUGGGCAUGGUGAUUAGCCACUGAAAACAGACUAUCUUAAUGUUAUUUUAUAUGAAAGUCGUGCACUUAGUUAAUUAAAAAUCUCGAUAUAUCAGCUGAUAAUAAAAUAUAUAUUAUAAGAUA
Messenger RNA from Zalophus californianus (California sea lion), 9753 nucleotides. RefSeq names its product zinc finger protein 207 (gene ZNF207). The record is from RefSeq and is a predicted model, not a curated record. NCBI's taxonomy places the organism in Eukaryota, Metazoa, Chordata, Mammalia, Carnivora, Otariidae. Gene Ontology annotation, cellular component: nucleus. Bases 170 to 1657 code for a protein of 495 amino acids. The transcript has 12 exons.